This is a messenger RNA of Mugil cephalus (flathead mullet), 3718 nucleotides long. It is a transcript of the gene map7d1a, whose product is annotated as MAP7 domain containing 1a. Bases 318 to 2768 code for a protein of 816 amino acids. The record is from RefSeq and is a predicted model, not a curated record. The transcript is spliced from 19 exons. Gene Ontology annotation, cellular component: microtubule cytoskeleton. NCBI's taxonomy places the organism in Eukaryota, Metazoa, Chordata, Actinopteri, Mugiliformes, Mugilidae. Gene Ontology annotation, biological process: microtubule cytoskeleton organization.
GCAUCAGCUGUGGUGCGUCGGAGAAACUUCUCUCCCUCCUCCUCUGCUGGCUUUUCUCACUCCUAAAUUCCCUCGGACACAUUUUUUUUUUAAAAAUUUAUUUAACUCGGGAGUAGUGCAGCCACCGGUACCUCCCUUAAAAGGCUGGUGCCGACAGGCUCCUGUUUAUUAUUUUAUCCGUUUUAUUCCUGACUUAUGUGGACGCUCUCCGGAGGAUUUCCUGCCCUGGUCUUGUAGGCAGCUGGAGUGACUCGACCAAGUCCCCCCCCUCAUUCUGCCUGAGGAAUGAGAGGAAGAGCCGAAACUCGCAUGUUUGAAUGAACAAAAGACCAGAAAGCGAGGGAACUGACGCCGGAAUGGAGGAAAUUACUCUGCCAGGAGCAACACCUCCCUGCUCAGUCCUAAACACAAACUCUACAAGGCCUGACCCAGAGGGGGAAAGCAGCCCCUUGAAGACAGACACCACCCCGAGGAUGGAGUCUCCGUCUAAGAAAGACACAGAUCGAGGACUCGCUACUCCCACAAAGUCUGAUGUCAUCUCUCGAUCACCUGCGUCACCAGCAUCACCAGCCCACAGGUCGAAAAGAGACAUCAUGAAGUCAGAGGAAAGACAGAAGCUGGCAAAGGAGCGCAGAGAGGAGAAGGCCAAAUAUCUUGAAGAGCUCAGCAAGUCACAAGCUGCCAAAAAGACCCAGUGGCUGGAGAAGGAGGAGAAGGCACGACAGCUGAGGGAGCAGCAGCUGGAGGAACGCCGCAGGAAGCUCGAGGAGCAGCGGAUCAAGGCAGAAAAAAGGCGAGCGGCCCUUGAGGAGAGACAGAAACAGAAACUGGAGAAGAACAAAGAACGUUAUGAGGCCGCCAUCCACAGGUCAGCCAAGAAAACGUGGGCAGAAAUCCGUCAGCAGAGAUGGUCAUGGGCUGGCGCGCUGAACCCGAACUCAAGCCAGAAAGAAAGCAGAUGCUCUGUUUCAACGGUCAACCUACCCAAACACGUGGAUUCUGUUAUAAACAAGCGACUCUCCAAGUCUUCCGCCACGCUCUGGAACUCCCCCAACAGAACCCGCAACCUUGCACUCAGUCCAUGGGAGAGCAGUAUAGUCGACCGACUGAUGACACCCACUCUGUCGUUCCUUGCCCGGAGCCGCAGUGCUGCCAGCGUCCUGAGCAACUGCAAGGAUGGUCAUUCACUGCUCUGCCCUCGUUCUGCCUCGGCCAGUCCCCUCACCCUGUGUGCACACCAGCCCCACCAACGCUGCUCUGACCGCUGGAGGGUGACGUCCAGCACUCCAGACAUCACCCAGCGCCAACACAGGCGGAGCUCCACACCCCUGGAUAAAACCAAGAAAGAAAAGAAAGACAAAGAACGGGAGAACGAGAUGGAAAAAAGUGCCAUCACUAAAGAGAAGGUGCUGAAGAAGAGACAGUCUCUCCCCAGUCUGAGACACAGACCUGAUCCGAGUCCCAGCCCUUUAUCAAGACAACGGCCGGCAUCCCCAGCCACACCCAAGGGCAGAACGUCUUCUCCAGUCACACCCAAAGGCAGAACGGCUUCUCCAGUCACACUGAAGGGCAGAACAUCUUCUCCGGUCACACCCAAAGGCAGGACUGCCUCCCCUAGCCCCGCUGCCUCACCCAAACCACCUUCAACCCGUGGCAGCCCAUCGACCCCUAAGAGCCGACCUAAAAGACCCAGAACCCCUGCCAGGGUAGACCACCGAACCUCCUCCCCUGCCCCUCUAGAGCGAGUGAAGGAGCCUUGUAGGCCUGCCACUCCAGAGGAGAGAAAGACAGCAUCUUCAACUGAUGCCACAGCUCACACAUCAACCCUACCAGUCACAACCACUUCUUCCUCACCUCAGCUGGUCCCUUCAGCUCCUUGUGUGCGUGCGGUGUCCCCUGCACCCACUCCAUCUCCCAAACCCAUGGCAGGAACCAACGACCCAGAGGAGGCAGCUCGCAUCCUAGCAGAGAAACGCCGGCAGGCCCGAGAGCAGAGGGAGAAGGACGAGCAGGAACGCCUCGAGCAGGAGAAGAAGGAGAAGAUCCUGAGAGAUGAGAGAAUAGCGAGGGAGGCAGAGGAGAGACGACUCAGGGAGGAGGAGGCACGGGCCAUGGCUGAGGAGCAGCGGAGGAGGGACGAAGAACAGCGGCUACAGGAGGAGAAGGAGGCCGAGGAGAAAGCCAAAGCUGAGCAGGAAGAGAACCUACGCCUCCAGAAACAGAAAGAAGAAGCUGAGGCGAGAGCUCGGGUGGAGGCGGAGAAGCAGCGUCUGGAGAGGGAGAAACACUUCCAGAAGGAGGAGCAGGAGAGACUGGAGAGGAAAAAGCGUUUGGAGGAGAUCAUGAAGAGGACACGCAAAACAGAUGGAGGUGACAAGAAAGACACAAAGUCCUCUCCGCUCGCACACGUCAAUGACAAACAGGCAGAGAGCAGCAAAGCAUCUGCUGACUAUCAGCCAAUCCCAGAGGUCAACCUGCCCAAUAACAAGGCAGAAAACAGAGAGACCAAUGUCAAGGACAGCCUCUCAGUUCAAGCGGUUAAUGGGGUCCAGCCUACGAGACAUGAAAAUGGUCUGUCCACUAAAGCAGACACUGGCCAUUUUGGAGACAUCAUUCAUCUCACAAAUCAUGGCAACACCACUAACGGAGCCCGGGACAAGUCUGAGAGCAGCAUGGCCACUGAGCCUAUCCUGUCUUUUGAAAGCGAGGAUUCAUUCAUGAAGAAGGCGGGGCCUAUGAAGCCUCAGCAUGUUGCAGAGGUCCUGUGACAUAUUCCAGUGUUCAAGUGCCCCUCGAACUGUUGCACAGCGAGUCCUGUGACCAGUGCCAAUCAACAGCCUUCUCCUAAGCUCUAAAAAGCAGACAUACUUCUCUCUGAAGAUAAAGUGUGCCACAGAAGACGACGACAAAGCAUCAGGACACAAGCAACAGAUAAAACCGGAUGAAAGGUGUUGCUGCAUGCAGCACAGGUGCAUCAGUGUUUUCAUGUCUUCAAGGCACCCAUUCCAUGCACCUUAUUACUCAACAGUGUCAUCCUUUGUACAUCACAGUACAGCUGAGUGAUUAAUACAUCACAAUGAGAGAGAACUGUCUUCUUUGUUCAUUAGUUAUUUAACUCAAAGAGAAAUAUAAAAGACUGGGUACAUCUUUGUGAAUAAUGUAAAUGAACCGGUGUCAGACAAAAGACAAAAGAGAAGUGUCUGUGGAUUAAAGUUGUAUGAAAGGAGUCGUUUUAUUCUACUCUACUGUGAGUAAAUCUUCUAAAUAAAGAAGGAGGUGUUAUACAUACUGGUUUGUAUAGAGCUACCUGUAACAGUUUAUGUAAAGUAAGUUUAAGAAUUUGAAUGAUUUGAAUUUUAAGUUUACAAGGAAUGGCUUCUUACUGUGUGUAAACAUACUGGCUGUUCAUACCUAAACUCAGCUGAGAACUGGACGUCAUAAUGAGUGUGCAACCUUGAGGAUUAAAAAAAAAAAAAAAAACAGUCAUCUAAGGUCAAAUCUAUGAACAGGGAUUUACUCCACUAUUUAACAGCUGAAGCUGUUUGUUUUUUUUCACAUGUGCAAGCAUGACUCAUUCUUUCUCUCAUUUGCAUUGAGAGUCCAUGGAUUCUUAUGUAAUUGAAAUGCUGGUGCGUGUAUAUGCUAUAAAUAUAUUUUGAUGUGUGUUAUAAGGUCACUCGGAGUCUGUUAAGUCUUAUUAAAGACGAGCAAUCCAGUC